Coturnix japonica (Japanese quail) is the source of this 2400-nucleotide messenger RNA. The record is from RefSeq and is a predicted model, not a curated record. NCBI's taxonomy places the organism in Eukaryota, Metazoa, Chordata, Aves, Galliformes, Phasianidae.
GAACGACUCCAUCCCCCGCCCGUUUCCCCUGGAACCUUCACCACAUUUCCUGAACAAGUUGUGUGUGCGGCCCGACAUCGACACCGUGCUGCUGGACAUAGGUGCAGCAGGGAAGGCUUAUAUUCAGCCUGAGCAGCUGCGGGACUUUGUGAACAGCCGCCAGCGAGACCCCCGCCUCAAUGAGGUGCUGCACCCCCCCCUCAGCGCUCAGCAGCACGGCUCCUCAUUGAAGAGAUACGAGCCAACACGCAGUUCCGGGACAGGUGACCGCUGUCUGAUGGAGGCUUCGGUCGCUUCCUGGGGGGGGGAGGAGAACAGGGCAUCGUCCCCCGAGACCCUGGGGCUGCACCAGGAUAUGGGGCAGCCAUUGCCGGCCUACUUCAUCAACUCAUCACAUAACACUUAUCUAACUGCGGGUCAGCUGACGGGCAGCUCGUCGGUGGAGAUGUACCGGCAGGUUCUGCUCAGCGGGUGUCGCUGCAUCGAGUUGGAUUGUUGGAAGGGGAGACCCCCCGACGAGGAGCCAUUCAUCACACACGGCUUCACCAUGACCACCGAGAUCCCAUUCAAGGAGGUGAUUGAGGCCAUUGCUGAGAGCGCCUUCAAGACGUCCCCGUAUCCCGUCAUCCUGUCCUUCGAGAACCACGUGGACUCCGCCCGUCAGCAGGCCAAGAUGGCGGAUUACUGCCGCUCCAUCUUCGGGGACGCGCUGCUGCUGCAGCCACUGGACAAGUACCCGCUGCAGCCCGGCGUCCCCCUGCCCAGCCCGGAAGAGCUUCGGGGCCGGAUCCUCAUUAAGAACAAGAAGAGACGGCACAGACCGGAAGUUGGAGCGCCGCCUACUUCCGCUUCCGCUUCGACCUCCGGCGACAGCGCCACCCAGCGGCGGAGACAGGGAGAUGCAGGGAAUAAUGAUGGAGACCCCCCUGACGCUGCGCUGACCCCAAAUGGGGACGAACGACCCCAAAAGUUGGGAGAACCCCGAAAGUCCAUCGACCGCGAUGCUGAGAGCGAAGAGGAGGAGGAGGAGGAGCCGGAGCUCAGGAAACCCACAGGGGAGGAGGGCACAGCGAGCAGCGAGGUCCGUGCGAGUGAGGAGAUGUCGACGCUGGUCAAUUACGUGGAGCCCGUCAAGUUCAAAUCCUUCAGCGCUGCCGCCAAGCGGGACAAGGCGUUUGAGAUGUCGUCGUUCGUGGAGACCAAAGGGCUGGAGCAGCUCACCAAGAGCCCCACGGAAUUCGUCGAGUACAACAAGCGUCAGCUGAGCCGGGUUUACCCCAAAGGGACCCGAGUGGAUUCAUCCAACUUCCAACCUCAGCUCUUCUGGAACGCAGGCUGCCAAAUGGCCGCCCUCAACUUCCAGACCCUCGACGUCCCCAUGCAGCUGAACCUGGGUCUCUUUGAGUUCAAUGGCCGCUCUGGGUUCCUCCUCAAACCCGAAUUCAUGCGGCGUCGGGACAAAAGCUUCGACCCCUUCGCUGAGGACAUUAUGGACGGGGUGGUGGCCAACAGCCUCAGCGUGCAGGUGAUCUCGGGGCAGUUCCUGGCUGAGCGCCGUGCCGGUUCCUAUGUGGAGGUGGAUCUUUUUGGGCUCCCGGUCGAUACCAGGAGGAGGUUCAGAACCAGAACCGUGACGGGCAGCGCCUUCAACCCGGUGUGGGAUGAGGAGCCCUUUGUGUUCAGUAAGGUGGUGCUGCCCUCUCUGGCCACGCUGCGCAUUGCGGCCUAUGAGGAGGGGGGUCGGUUCCUGGGGCACCGGGUGCUGCCCGUGGCUGCGCUGAGAUCCGGUUACCACUACGUGUCGCUCCGCUCCGAGUCCAACAUCCCGCUGGGUUUGGCGGCGCUGCUCGUCAGGACCGAGGUCAGCGACUACGUUCCAUCCGGGCACUUGGAUUACGCCGAGGCGCUCAUUAACCCCAUUAAACACGUGAACCUGAUGGACCAGAGAGCGACGAGGCUGGCGGCGCUAAUGGGAGGACAAAGGGACGACCUCAUUGCCAGCAUCCUCACAGUUUCCGGAAUGCGAUUUGUGGCUGAACUGGAGCUCGGACGAAGACCCCAUAUAGGCCCCAUAUUGACCCCCAUAUUGCCCCAUAGCGCCGAGGGGCUGCGGCUGCUGAGGGAGGAACAGCAGAGAGCGGAGAGAGGGUGUCAGAGGGAGCAUCUGCGGCAGGCGCAGCAGAGGCUCCGGGAGGUGGCGCUGGAGGUUCAGGCAGCACAACUGAAACUGCUGCGUCAAACCAGCGAGAGGGAGAAGAAGGAGCUGCAGAAGAUCCUGGAGCGGCGCCGCCAUCGCAGCAUCACGGAGGCGCGAGGAAGGGGGGGGAGGCAGCAAACGUAGGGAGACCCCCACCCUAAUUAACCCAGGGGACCCUUAAUUACCCCCCAGGACCCCCAAAU